Lentinula edodes (shiitake mushroom) is the source of this 5232-nucleotide messenger RNA. RefSeq lists its product as uncharacterized. The record is from RefSeq and is a predicted model, not a curated record. Lineage: Eukaryota; Fungi; Basidiomycota; Agaricomycetes; Agaricales; Omphalotaceae. Gene Ontology annotation, cellular component: cytoplasm. Gene Ontology annotation, molecular function: nucleic acid binding; ATP binding. The transcript has 16 exons. Bases 1 to 5232 code for a protein of 1743 amino acids.
AUGGACCUUGAAAAUUUUGAGGAUGGCCCAUCUGCACUGCAUUCACCGAGCUCGCAUUAUCAAGGACAACAACUUUCACCCAAGACGGCUCUGCGUCUUUUCGACGACACAUGGUAUACACUAGCCACUCGGCGUGCAAGAUGGAUGGACUUGAUUGGUGAUUAUGGUGGGAAAGAGACCUUUUUCAUCGACGGUGACUCUCUCCUCCAAGUGGUGUUUGACACGCCGUCUUUAGCCUUAGGACGCUUAGUUGAAGACACUGAAAACAAGAGGACCGACAAUUCAUUUCAACUUUUGCAUGCCAAAUUUAUCCUUGAAAAACAUAUCCUAGAAUUCACACAGCGUGACACGACUUUUGAAGUUGUUUUCUUCAAUGGCGCUCGACAUACUUCCAUUGGAGCCGGUGGCUCCGAAUUCAGUAGAAACUCACGCGCUUUAGCACGAAAAAUGCUUUUCCACCACAUGGCGAACAUACAUAUUCCUAUCCACUCAUUUGACUCACCCAAGGACCCUUCUUGGAUCAAUCUAGUAUCGAAGAAGCAGCCUAUGUUCAUUAUGGCGAAUGAUGGUGACACUCUCGUAAAUGCUCAAGGAGGCCAAUAUAAACGCGCUCUCCUUCAGAGAGAAUUACUAUUUGAGCUGUCUCGUCAAGGCCUGGCAUUUGCACUUCUCAAAGGAGCUGAAUAUCGUGACUCUAAGAUCAUGACGUUCGUAUACGAAAGCCGCACUCAUGUACAGAACCUCCAACUUGAUCUGCCUCUAAAACAUGCUAUCAGCUUCUCGCGCGAUGAGCUCGAUGAGCAACUAGGAUAUAUUACUCCAUUGUCUACUCUGGUUAUUCAGCAUCCGUUGGAGUGGUGGUCUAAUCGUCUUCCUGUUGGGGACCUUUCAAGCAUGUUUCUACUGCAUGUCUCGCUCACUGCGCAGCUCGAUGUACGACUAUUGGCACGAGGACUACCGAAGCUUCAUCCAGACUUAGAGCUUCUUCUCCAGAGAACCUUUCUACCCUCUGUGUUUCGAAUUCUCGCUCAAUCUGAUUCUUAUUCCCUGGACAUCGACGGAAGACUAUUCCUGGAAGUCUUGCGGUUUGUAAUCCAGACUAAGGCGACUUCCGUCAAGCAAAUUUUGCCUUCACUUCAAAAAGCUGACGAAAAUUUCCGAAUCUUGUCCGAGUUAUCUUUCGAUGGUCCUGGUCUCGCCGAUCGCUACCCAUGUCCUCCAAUAUCCGCCGUGGCUGCAUCUCCUCCUCCUCAGCAGUAUCAUCUUCUUCCCUUCUCUAACCACGUAUUUGACACUGCUCUUGCUCAUGUAAAUAUACCGGGCAUGUCCCAGAUUGAUGACAAUGCGCCAAAUUCAAUAUUUGGGAUGGAUAUACUGGCCAAUGAUACGAAGCACUGGCAUAACAUGCACUCGUUCCUGCCCACUUACCUAGGAGGGCCGAAAAGCAAACCGCUCAACGAAUGGGAGAAGCGGCGACGUGAUCGGAAGUUGCAUCGUGAUCAGACCAGAUUACAAAAGCAGGCUGCUUCUCUCACUGGGGCAAAUGGGAAUAUCUUGGAGAAAACCAUAAUUGCCCCUGUGGGAUCCAAACCACAGAACUCUAAGCCGAUACGUUUGAGCGGUGCUGAUAAGACUAGAGCUAAGAUCCAGGAAGGUAAAUCGAAGAAGACCAAGGAGGCGGACCGUUCCAAGCCACCAAUCUUGACCGGGGCUAAUAAAGCUAGAGCUAAGAUUUUAGAAGAUAAAUCCAAGAAGACCGAGAAGGAGGCUGUUGAAUGGUGGGGAGGGAAGCUGAAGGCUAUGACUCUUGACACUGUGGAGGAUCAGCUUGAACAUGUUAAGUUGAUGAAGCGGAACCCUUCUUCCAAGGCUACAUAUCCCUCAGUUGCCUUCGAGAUGCGACUCUAUGAACUUCAUCUUAUCUUGAAGGGCUGGACGAUGAAGUCAGAUCCUGAUUCUUCCCGUGACGAGAUGGUCAUCAAAAUACUUCGCCUCCUCUCCGAGAUCAAAAAACUACCAGUCCACCCGAACAUCCCAACCACUGCCAACAAGUUUCUCAUGGAUGUGUGCCGCUCUAUCGGGUUUGAGUCUUUCACUAGUUCGCUUCUUCCCGACGUUGCGCUUUCCUUGGAUUCUUGCGCCUUCAAACCGAUUAAACUUGUCAGCAAAAUGGUCUCUCUUUAUCCCUUUAUGUCUAUCACGGUGUCGCCAAUCGAAUGGCAGCUAGAGCACUUUGGAGAAUACAUGGACCGUUCCAUGGACAGUGCCCCAGAUGCACGUGUGCCCUUCUCCCCUGAUCGUUGGCAGCGAGAGGUCCUGGACGCCAUUGACAAAAAUGAAUCUUUACUAGCCCUCGCUCCAACCAGUGCGGGAAAGACAUUCAUCUCAUUUUAUGCUAUGGAAAGGAUCCUUCGUGAAUCUGACGAUGGCGUAUUGGUCUAUAUUGCACCAACAAAGGCGCUUGUGAACCAGAUUGCCGCAGAAGUUUAUGGUCGAUUCUCAAAACACUACUCUGGCAAUCAAACCCUUUUAGCAGUGCACACCCGUGAUACACGAACUGGAGACUUACAGCGAGCCCAAAUUCUAAUUACUGUGCCAGAAAUGCUUGGAAUUCUUAUUCUGUCGCCGGCCCUGGCUCAAAACUGGACGUCGCGAGUAAAACGGAUUAUACUAGACGAAAUUCAUUCCAUCGGGCAAGAACAAGGAGGUGCGGUUUGGGAACAAAUCAUUCUGCUCGCUCCGUGUCCGAUAAUUGGGUUAUCAGCGACGGUCGGUUCACCCGAACAAUUCAACGUGUGGCUGGAAUCUGUUCAGAAGGCUCACGAUUUCCCGCAUGUGUACAUACACCAUCCAUAUCGAUAUUCACACCUGCGGAAAUUCUUCUUUCUUCCCUCACCAGACAAAUACUCUUCCACGUCGCUAUCAAGUCAUGAAGUUUCCAAGCGGUUGACGUUCCUCCAUCCGGUCUCGCUUCUUUCCGAGAAUUCCAAUUCUCUUCCGAUAGAUAUGUCGCUGGAAUCGCGUGACUGUCUGUUUCUCUACCGCACUCUGCAUAAUCAUAACCUGUUGGAAGACAUUGAUCUGAGCCCUGAAACAAUCUUUAAAGGACGGGGCUUACUAUGUCAAAAGGAUAUUCUUGAAUACGAGAAAGUCUUGAAGGAUGUUGUUGUUCAUUUAAUGGUGCACGACCCUAACUCCAUGAAGAAAAUCAUUUCAUCGCUUACUCCCCGGACUCUCACUGAUCCUGGCGCUGACGUUUCACCGUCUAAGGACGAGUUUCUUGAGGGUUUGAUGUCGCUAGUUUGUGAUCUGCACAAACUUGAUAACUUACCAGCUAUCUUGUUUUCCUUUGAUCGUACUAGUUGCGAAUACAUGGCCAAGUCCAUUAUUAAAGAACUCGAAUCGUCGGAGGCAAAGUGGAAACAAAGCAGUCAUCGUUGGAAGACCAAACUUGCUGAAGUUGAAAAUUGGAGGAAGCUAGAAAAAGUCCGGUCUGCUCAACGCCAAAAAGAAAUGAGGCAAAAACAAGAGCAUGAUGCGCCAAGGGAUGAUGUUUCUUCAACUCAUGCCUGGCAAGCAACUUUCCAUGAAGAGGACCCGCUGGCUGAUUUCUCAUUCGCGGGAAGACCGUCAUCAAAGGAGGAGCUGGAAGACACCAUUAGAGAUCUUUCUGGACCAUGGUUAAAUACACCUGAUUGGGCUAUCAAUGCGCUUCGCCGCGGUAUUGCAGUCCAUCAUGCUGGCAUGUCCAAGGCUUAUCGCGUAGUGAUUGAAAACCUCUUUCGCCAAGGUUUUAUUCGCGUCAUGAUCUCCACCGGAACUCUCGCUCUUGGAAUCAAUGCUCCUGCACGAACCAGUGUCUUUUGCGGUGAUUCCCCAUUUUUGACCGCUUUGAUGUACCGACAGUGUGCUGGCCGUGCUGGCCGGCGAGGGUUCGACCUCCUUGGAAAUGUAGUUUUCUUUGGUCUCCCAUACUCGCGAGUACAGCGUCUCGUUCUCUCCCGACUACCAGCGCUCGGAGACUCAUUCCCCCUCACGUCAACUUUCAUCUUGCGACUCUUUAACUUGCUUCAAGGAUCAAACUACGCAGACUUCGCUGUCCGGUCCGUCGAAAGUGUCAUGAAUCUCCCGCGAAUUUCCCACCGUUCCGUUAUGGGGAAGGAUCAAGUUCUUCAUCAUGUACGGUUCUCAAUUGAAUACUUGAGGCGCGCGGGGCUCUUGAAUCAUGAAGGGAAACCCACAAAUCUGUUUGGAAUCUCUUCCCAUCUCUAUCACACUGAACCAUCGAACUUUGCUCUUGUGUAUAUCUUUGAAAGUGGUAUCAUCCACAAAAUUUGCGAACAGUCCAGCUCCGUCAACGCUGAGAUGGAUUUAUUACUUCUUCUUUGCCAUUUGUUCGGACGGCGAUAUAUCCCUCGAAAUUACAGCCGACCGGAAGUAAUUGCAAGACUCAGGACGAAGUAUCCAUCUCAAAUAAUACUUCCCCCCUUACCUUCUGAAAUCGGCGCCAAGCUCCAGGGCCACAAUGAUGACAUCCUCAGGAUGUUCUCGUCCUACGCACUGAGCUAUGCAGUCGAGCAUCAAUCAUCAUUGGGUGUCGAUGAUACUCUUCCUCUUAGCGGUCCUACUGCUAAUACUGUACGCAUCGAGUCACCUUUUAUUGACUAUCUUGAUAGCACGAAGAUCACACCCAUUGCCCGCUCCAUUUUCGCUGCAACUUCCGGACUUGACGAUCAUUUUACCAGUAUUUAUGAUCUUGUCAGUACUGUGCGCAAAGGGAUCCAUCUCCACGAACAUGCCAUCCCUUCUAUGCAGGGAUUCGUUGAUCACAGUGCCCUACAUGAGUCAAUGCAACCGGAGCACAAGCUGAACGCAUACAUCCUUGACUUCUAUUCUCACGGGCAGGUGUCCGCCUUGGCGGAAGCAAAUGGGAUUAGAAGGGGUGAUGUGUGGUAUGAACUGCAGGAAUUUGAUUUAACCUUGAAGACUAUUCGAACGAGUUUGCAGGAGCUGUUAAUUCAGUUGUCCUUGGCUCGAUGUAGGGAAAUUAAAGAUGUAAAUGAGCUGUUGGACUUAGAAGCCGAGGAGGAGGAUGAGGAAAAUGAAGAGGAGGAUGGAAUUGAGGGAUUCAAGCGACCACCAAAAACGUCGCCGGGUGAUUGGAAAGUAUAUGAAAUUUUCGAUCGAAUUACCAGAAACUUUGGAGAGAAGUUUCAUGAGAUUUUUGCGUAA